Molecule: messenger RNA, 645 nt
Organism: Rotaria sp. Silwood2
Lineage: Eukaryota; Metazoa; Rotifera; Eurotatoria; Philodinida; Philodinidae
Source: the annotation of a GenBank genome assembly
AUGUUGUUGCUUGUUAUAUUAUAUUUACUUUGGAAAGCUCGUGCUCGUUUAUGUCGUUCUUCAUCAGCUGGAGUCGGUAAUCCACGUUUGUCAGCAACUAAAUUUGAUUUAGAUUAUUGGCUUAAACAAGUCGAUUUGCUUGAAGCAAAAGAACUUGAACGUAAUCGUGGUGGUCAAACUCUUUAUCUUGAAUUACCAAAAAUAGAACCACGUAAUAAUCAGGAAGCAACAGAAUUAUGGAUUACUGAUGCUUAUCGUCAAUGGCGUCUUAUUCAAUAUCGACAACAACAACAACUUUUUCGAAAAAAUAUAAAUCAACAAUCAGAAACGAAUCCUACACCUUAUCGAAGACGACGUAAUCUAAUACGUCGUUUCAUACGACGACUUUUUAAAUCCAAUCGUCAACAUCCAUCAUUUUUACUUGAACAUACACAAUCGUUGAUUAAUGAUAUGAGACCAAGUAUAGUAAGCAAUAAUUUUAUUCCACCAUCAUUUACACCUAAUUUACCAAUUCGACGAACUUGUUCAUGGCCUCGACUUAAAUCUAAUCGUCAACAAUUAGGUGCCCCAAUGAGUGCUCUUCAAACACAUCUGGCUAGAAAACGUCUUCUCAAACGAACAUCAAGAACUACAUUUGAUAUAUAG